AUGGCGGAUGCAAAUAAACCUAAAAAAAGAACAUUUCGUACAUUUCAAUAUAGAGGUGUAGAUUUAGAUAAGUUAUUAGAUAUAAGUCAAGAUGAAUUAAUUAAAUUAUUUAGAGCAAGGCAAAGAAGAAAAUUUAAAAGAGGAAUAAGUAAAAAAGCAAAAUCACUUUUAAAAAAAUUGAGAAAAGCAAAAAAAGAAUGCGAACCAGGAGAAAAACCUAAACCAAUACCAACUCAUCUUAGAAAUAUGACAAUUAUUCCUGAAAUGGUAGGAUCAAUUGUAGCUGUUCAUAACGGAAAACAGUAUACUAAUGUUGAAAUAAAACCAGAAAUGAUUGGAUAUUAUUUAGGUGAAUUUUCAAUUACUUAUAAACAUACAAGGCAUGGAAAACCAGGUAUUGGUGCUACACAUUCUUCUCGUUUUAUUCCACUUAAAUAA
Messenger RNA from Plasmodium gallinaceum, 438 nucleotides. RefSeq names its product 40S ribosomal protein S19, putative (gene RPS19). Gene Ontology annotation, biological process: translation; ribosomal small subunit assembly. Lineage: Eukaryota; Apicomplexa; Aconoidasida; Haemosporida; Plasmodiidae. Gene Ontology annotation, cellular component: ribosome; cytosolic small ribosomal subunit. Gene Ontology annotation, molecular function: RNA binding; structural constituent of ribosome. The transcript has 2 exons. The record is from RefSeq and is a predicted model, not a curated record. The coding region runs from base 1 to 438 and encodes 145 amino acids.